Physella acuta is the source of this 721-nucleotide messenger RNA. RefSeq names its product myeloid differentiation primary response protein MyD88-like. The record is from RefSeq and is a predicted model, not a curated record. Lineage: Eukaryota; Metazoa; Mollusca; Gastropoda; Physidae. Gene Ontology annotation, biological process: signal transduction.
UAUACAGCUAUCAGUGUGUUGACAGUUGAUGUGUACACAACUAUGAAUAGCUCACUGUUGGGAAUUCUAUUCGCAAUUUUGUGUUCUCAAAAAUACUUAAAUUUAUGUUAACAUUUUCUGGAUUGAUUUGGUACUAAGAUUAUUGAUUCGCUGGAUUACGAUGGGCAAAACAUCCAAGGUGAUUCGAAAAGAAAGUAAGUCAAUCACAGAUGAAAUUAUAUGUGCGAAGGAACCGACAAGAGGACAAACAAUGGAUAUAUUGUCAGUUUUCGAUGGACCCAACAACUACAAACAGUAUUACACAGCGUUUCUAUGCUGUGCACAGAAAGACCUUGAGACGUUCGGUCUGCCCUUCCACGUCAUGCUGGAGAAGAUGGGCUUCCGGAUCUUUCUGCCACCACGUGACCUCGUCCUGACCGGACCGUUGUACGAGAACCUGGCCAGGGCGCUGGAGGAACGUUGCAAUGGAAAGAUAAUCGUGGUUUUAUCAGCUAACUAUGUAUCUUCAGAGGAGUGUCUGUUUCUGACCUACUUCGCCAGGGUCCUAGAUCCAGAUUCCAGGUCAAGAAACAUCAUACCUGUCCAGAUAGACAAAGAUAUUGGUGAGCUGCCCAGUGUCUUAAAGGGCAUGUCAAUCAUACGUUACAACCAGGCUUUCAGGCUAGGCUGGCUCAAACAGAAACUGAUUGAUGCCAUUUCUGCAUGAUGGCAUAUUUGCCUG